AUGCAGACGCCGCAGCGUGCUUCGAAUGAACUCUCGGCUUCGAGGCUGAAGCUGUAUCCUACAAACCCCAGCAACAAGGAGGCCAUGUUCGAACUCAAGGGUGGUGAUGAUGAUCAUGGCAUCGGCAAGGUUACAAAUGUUGACAUGCAGGCUGGGCAUGCCGAGCCACCGAAAGUGUAUGGAUUCUUCUCCAUGAUGGCACUUGCUGUGUCUUUGAUGGCGACAUGGGAGGCACUUUGCAGUACAAUGGGAUCUGGUCUGGUUAGCGGCGGACCAGUAUCUCUCGUCUAUGGAUAUAUCGUGUCCUUUGCUGGAAACAUGUUGACCAGUAUGUCGUUGGCUGAGGCUGCAGCCAUGUUCCCUUCCGCAGGCGGCCAGUAUCAGUUCGUUGCCGAACUCAGCCCGCCAUCAAUCAGAGCCUCAGUCAGCUGGUACUGUGGAUGGCUUACAGUUCUGGGAUGGCACGCUUUCACAGCAUCUGCUCCAUUUGGAGCAGCCAAUCUCACCUUGGGCUUAAUCUCGCUCUCCAAUCCUGAUUUUGUGUCCAAGCCAUGGCAAAAUAGCUGUAUCUAUUGGGGAAUUACCCUGGUAGCGCUUGCAUUCAACCUCUGGGGCAACCGUAUCUUGCCGUACAUCCAGAACGCCAUUCUCGCCUUUCAUGUUGGUUUCUUCUUCAUCAUCUUCAUUGCUUUGCUGGCUUUGAAGCCAGAAGCAAACAGUGCGAAAUUCGUUUUCACCGAGUUCCGCAACAGCACGGGUUGGGGCUCUGAUGGCGUCGCUUGGUUUCUCGGAAUGUUGACCUCCUGUUACGUGAUGAUAGGUUACGACUCUGCAACCCACAUGUCGGAAGAAAUCCCCAACCCAGCCCGCAACAUUCCCAAAGCCAUGCUCCUCUCCAUCGCCAUCAACGGCGCCAUGGGCUUCGCCGUCCUACUCCCGGUCCUUUUCUACAUGGGCCCUCUCGACGCAGCUCUCGCCUCUGGCCCCUUCCCCAUCAUCCACAUCUUCACCCGCGUCACAGGCGGCAAUAAGGCCGCUGCCAGCGCAAUGACCUCCACGAUCAUCAUCUCCGCCUCCUUGGCCACCUUCGGCCUUCUAACCGCGACAUCCCGCAUCCUCUGGGCGUUCGCCCGCGACGGCGGAACCCCGUUUUCUACGGCGUUGGGGCGCCUGGGAAGUAAGAGCCAGAUUCCUGUGACGUCGCUGUUGGUGUCCACGGCCAUCAUCAUCCUAUUGGGCGCGCUGCAAAUCGCGUCCUCGACUGCCUUCGCCGCUAUCCUCUCCCUCACCGUCGUCGGGCUUAACCUCUCCUAUCUCAUGCCCAUCAUCCUUAUGCUCUACCGUCGCCUCAUGACGCCACAGAUGCUCGUGCCGGGGCCGUUCAAGCUGGGGAAAGCAGGCAUCUUGGUGAAUGCCUUGUCGAUCUGUUUUCUGAUCUUUACGAGCGUAUUUUUGCUAUUCCCGACGGCGCAGCCCGUCACGUCGAAGAAUAUGAAUUAUGCGAGUACGGUGCUGGGGGGCGUGUUGAUACUUGUUACGAUCGACUAUCUGUUUAGGUCCAAAAAGAGGUAUACGGGACCGACGCUUGUUUUGCAGGGUAUGGCUGUGAGGGAGUGA
Messenger RNA from Bipolaris victoriae FI3, 1617 nucleotides. RefSeq lists its product as hypothetical. Bases 1 to 1617 code for a protein of 538 amino acids. The transcript is spliced from 5 exons. Gene Ontology annotation, molecular function: transmembrane transporter activity. The record is from RefSeq and is a predicted model, not a curated record. Gene Ontology annotation, biological process: transmembrane transport. NCBI's taxonomy places the organism in Eukaryota, Fungi, Ascomycota, Dothideomycetes, Pleosporales, Pleosporaceae. Gene Ontology annotation, cellular component: membrane.